CUGCAAAGUGAUCAAAAAUCAGUUCCUAACAGUUUAAAUUCUACUAUCGAAGCCUCAGUUUCAAACUACUACAUCAUUCUGCUCGCAGUUUUCAAUCACCCCACGACCAGAGAACUACAUACAGUACUUCCACUUUUAAUAAAAUGAAUUCGUCGAAGUUCAUCUUCAUCUGUAUCAUGGUAUGGUGUUGCAAUUACACAGUAGAAGUUCAAUCAGAAAAGCAAAAAGCGUUAAUUUUCAAUCAAGAAACUUAUCAGCUCAUGGAACUAAGAGAUGAUGAUGAUUCAGCAAAAUGUACCCAUUGCAUUACCGCCUGCCCUCUUUCUACGGAAAUCAUAAGGAAGGCCGCAGUAAGUGGAUAUGGAGUACUGGUAAGAGAAGUCUAUGAGAAUGCAGAAAAUCCAACCAAAGUCAAAACAGAUAUCUGCGACAAUCCAAUAACACCAACGAUAGUCUAUAACACGUGGUUAGAAAGUUUUCAGAUGGGAUACGAGAUGUUUUAUAGAAAAGGACAAUUAACCGAAAUGCCAUGCUCUGACUACUCUUAUUUAUCAAAAGUUAUAGAUGGUGUUCCAGAUCCACAAGGUAAACACAUUAUUGAUGAUCCAAACAUGUACAGAAACAACAUAGGCCGCAGUGCAAGAUUUGAAUUUAGGGAUAACCCACAUGGAACAAUGGUUUUCUUCUGGAUACCAGUGAUCACUUUAGAGAUCAUUGAUGAGAACCGCAGAGAAGUUACCAUGAAAAAGGACAUCAUUAACGAUUACUUCCAUAAACAUCGAGUAAUAUCUCACUGUGAAAAUUAUUAUUUAAGUAUUGGUGAUCAGGUAGUGCCAUUAAAACGCAAACAGGACGAAUUCAAACAACCAGCAGACGAUAAUCGUUUAGAAAAAACUCAAAUAUUGCCCAUGCACAUGUUGCAUACGUCAUCAGGAAGACUUGCCACCUGUUUUUAUUCAAACAUUGCCUUCAUUUGGGGCAGCAUCGCGAAUGGUCAAUUGCAAGAAGUCGAUUUAUUCUUGUACGCUUUAUAUAAACUACAUCCUUCCAACAUAAAUAUAUAUUUCGGUGUAAAAGGCGAAUCAUCAGAAGAUACCAGCCACAAAUUAACAGCUUCAGAAGAACCCAUAUUUCUCAAAUACCCAACUCCCGAAUUUAUGUAUCGAAUUGUCGAAUGGAGCACUGGACCAUCAGUAGAAUAUAAAGUCAUAGUUGCAAUUCAUAAUGACCCUAAAUUUAUAGAAGAAAACGAUCGAUUAUGUUCAAAUUCAGAUCAAGUGAAAGGUUGGGAAGACAUAAAAAGCUCAGAUACCAGUACCACAGCUGGGACAAGUUACACGUGCCCUUACUCGGGAAAAAAUACUCAGACAGUUUCAAAAAUGGAACUUCGUUCAAAUUACAAAUGGGAAUCUUUCAGCGCGGAACGUUUUCCCACAAUUGACGAAUCGGAUGGACACAUAUUUUUCAAAGAUAUAAGUGGCCAAGUUCGAGAUGAAUUCAAUCGGCUUAAGAGUUUGCAGAAUCAGGUUUAGUUGACUAACACAUAUUUUAGAAUUAUUUUAGAUUAAUAAUUAUAGAUUUAAGCCUAGUCUUAUAUGUACAUAUUACAAUAUAUUACAUGCAAUGAAAAAAAUGACAUUUUAGGA
Molecule: messenger RNA, 1646 nt
Organism: Planococcus citri (citrus mealybug)
Lineage: Eukaryota; Metazoa; Arthropoda; Insecta; Hemiptera; Pseudococcidae
Exons: 6
Coding region: 144-1532 (462 amino acids)
Source: RefSeq, a predicted model, not a curated record